This is a messenger RNA of Cynara cardunculus var. scolymus (artichoke), 3232 nucleotides long. Its product is annotated as protein CROWDED NUCLEI 4. NCBI's taxonomy places the organism in Eukaryota, Viridiplantae, Streptophyta, Magnoliopsida, Asterales, Asteraceae. The record is from RefSeq and is a predicted model, not a curated record. Bases 170 to 2929 code for a protein of 919 amino acids. The transcript has 8 exons. Gene Ontology annotation, biological process: nucleus organization. Gene Ontology annotation, cellular component: nucleus.
AUCGUACGAAAUCACUGCUGUUUUGAAAUACAAACGGAAAAGAAAGAAAGCAGAAACGAAUAAGGCAGCUGUGAAGUAAAAGAGUAAAGCUGUUCGAGAAAUCAAAACCGAAGGAGAAUAGUCAACAAAAGAUCGAUCUCAUUGUCGAUUUUGAGGGUUUUCCGAUCGGAUGGCGAGUCCUCAGUCGGGGCGAUUUGCAGUCACUCCGACGACACCGAGUAAUUCUUCUAGGGUUUUGAGUUUCAAAAGCCCUUUGAGUGAUGAAACCAUAUGGAAGCGUCUUCGUGAAGCAGGUUUUGAUGAAGAAUCGAUUAAACGAAGGGAUAAAGGUUCACUCAUCGCUCAUAUUGCAAAACUCGAAGCUGAGAUAUACAACCUUCAAAAUCAAAUGGGCAUUUUGAUCAUUGAAAAGAAGGAGUGGGUUGCCAAUUAUGAGCAGAUGAAAUCCACUGCAGAGACUGCUGAACUGACUGUAAAGCGCGACCAUGCUGCCCACAUGUCUGCUUUAGCUGAAGCAAAGAAAAGGGAAGAAAAUUUGAAGAAAUCCCUUGGAAUAGAGAGAGAAUGUGUUUCUAAUAUUGAGAAGGCGUUGCAUGAGAUGCGUGCAGAAUGUGCCGAGGCGAAGGUUGCAGCUGACAUAAAAUUAGCAGAGGCACGAAGUAUGAUGGAGGAUGCCCUUAAGAAGAUGACAGAAGCCAAUUCUAAGAUGCAAUCUGCAGAAUCUUUGGAAGCAGAAGCUAGUCGGUACCGCCGUGCUGCUGAAAGAAAGUUACAUGAAGUUGAAGCACGUGAAGAUGAUCUUAGGAGGCAGAUAAAUUCAUUCAAGUCUGGGUGUGAUGUAAAAGAAAAAGAAAUUCUUCUUGAAAGACAAUCUUUGGGUGAAAGGCAGAAAUCUGUACAACAAUCACAGGAAAGAUUACUUGAUGGGCAAGCCUUGCUAAAUCAACGGGAGGAUUACAUUUUUAGCAGGACUCAAGAAAUAAGCCGCCUUGAGAAGGAGCUGCAGGCAUUAAGAUUAAACCUUGAGGAGGAGCGUAAAUCCCUUAAAGAGGAAAAAUACAAUUUGGAGUUAAAAGGAGCUUCCUUGGAUGCGAGAGAUGAGGAUAUAACCAAGAAGGAAAAUGAGUUAAAAAAGAAGUCUGAAGAGUUGCUAAUGCAGCAAGAGGAAAUUGCAAGCAAGGAAUCUGACCGAAUUAAACAGGUGAUGGCUAAUCAUGAAGCUGCUUUGAAAGAAAGAAGUGUUCAGUUUGAAGCUCAGCUAGAAACAAAGCUCAAGUUAAUGGAGGACAAGAUUGAGAGCAAGAGGCGGGCUUCAGAAUUAAGGGAAGUGGAGCUUAGUCAGCGGGAGGAUUUAAUUUCAGAAAAAGAGCAUGAUUUGGAGGUUCAGGCAAGAGCUGCUGGUGACAAGGAGAGGGAUCUUUUAGAAAAACUGAAUGCUGUGGAGGAGAAAGAGAAAAGUGUCUUUGCUGCUGAAAGAGAGGUAGAGUUGCAGAACACUAUAUUGCAGAAAGAAAAAGAAGAGGUCAAUCGCAUGAAAAAUGACCUUCAGAAGUCUUUGAAAUUAUUGGAUGACAAAAGCAAAGAAAUUUCUCAUGCAGAGGAGAAAGUGGAGGCCAUGAGAACCGAAACAAAUGAAUUAAUGAUUUUAGAAGGCAGGUUGAAAGAAGAAAUUGAUUUGAUAAGAGCUCAAAAGCAUGAACUUGAGGUUGAGGCAGACCAGUUGAAAACAGAGAAGGCAAAGUUUGAAGCAGAGUGGGAGCUGAUUGAUGAAAAAAGAGAAGAAUUGAGACUUCAGGCAGAGCGUAUUGCGGAAGAGAGAGUUACCAUUUCAAAGUUUUUGAAGGAUGAGCGUGAUGUCUUGAAGUUGGAGAAGGAUUUAAUACGUGAACAGUAUAAAAAAGAUGUUGAAUCGCUUUCUCAUGAUAGGGAAACCUUCAUGAGAGAAAUCGAGCAAGAGCGUUCUGAAUGGUUCAGUAAAAUUCAGAAAGAACGCACAGACUUUGUGCUAGAUAUCGAGAUGCAGAAAAAGGAGCUAGAGAAUUGUAUUGAAAAGAAGCGUGAAGAAAUAGAAAGUUACCUACGAGAAAAAGAAAAAGCUUUUGAGGAAGAAAAGAAGAAAGAACUUGAGUAUAUCUCAUCCCUUAAGGAAACAGCAGCAAAGGAAUCAGAACAGAUUAACUUUGAGAUGCAAAGACUUGAUGUGGAGAGAAAAAAAGUUAAUAUGGAUCAUGAGAGAAGGGAUAAGGAAUGGGCAGAGUUAAAUGAUUCCAUUGAAGAACUUAAAGUUCAAAGACAAAAAUUGGAGAAACAGAGGGAACUGUUGCAUGCUGACAGAGAAGAGAUUCUUGCUCAGAUUGAACAGUUGAAGAAAUUGGAGGAUCUGAAAGAUGUUCCCUAUCGUAUCGCUGCAAGUGAGAUUGAAGAAUGUGAUUCAGAUUCCCAAAAACAUUCUGCUGUUGCAAAAAGAUAUCUCAAGCGUCGGACUAAGUUGGAUUCGAUUCCCAAAACUGGUGGUGAUGAAGGUGUUGCAAAUGAUUCAUCUACUAAACAAGAAUUAGAUAAUGGCUCUCCUCCUGUCUCAACUCCUUUUGGGUGGCUUAAAAGAUGUGCUAGUACUUUGCUGGAACAAACACACAGUAACAAGAAAAGGAAGCAGCAGAAGGAAAUAAAACAAUCCGAGGAAAGUAUUACCACCCGUGGGUUAUCAUCAGAACGCAAGACUCUGGACGAUGAGCAUGGAGCGACUGCAGUAGGUACCAAGGAGACCACUGUAUAUAUAGACAAGAUCAUCACAAUUCGAGAAGUAACAUCUGUUGGUGGUGAAAAUGCUACGGGAAAUAAUCGGGAGGGGGCAGAGAAGGUGAAACAGAAAGGCGAUUCAGGAUCAGACGAUACCAACAAAAAAUUGAAGGGACAAGUUGAAGAGUGAAGUAGUGAUAUGUGUGCAUAAUCACCCAUAUAUAUAUAUAAAUAGUUAUAUAUAGAUAUUAGGGUUUUAGGUACAGAAUGGUGUGAACCUAACUCCUAUUAGGGUUUGUGCAAGGGUAUUUUUAGGAAAAUCUUAGAGGAGGUGAUGCUUAAGGUUUUUGGUUGAUGAGUUGUAAAUGGUUUUGGUUGGAUUGGGUAUUGCUUGUGGUCAGUUGGUUGCUGAUGCUGCUUGUAUGUUUGUUUAGCAAAAUUUAAGCUGACGCUGUGUCUAUUUAUUACAGAAAAACGCUCAUGCUUUGCAUUU